This is a messenger RNA of Talpa occidentalis (Iberian mole), 4592 nucleotides long. RefSeq names its product family with sequence similarity 114 member A1 (gene FAM114A1). The coding region runs from base 52 to 1731 and encodes 559 amino acids. The transcript has 14 exons. The record is from RefSeq and is a predicted model, not a curated record. Lineage: Eukaryota; Metazoa; Chordata; Mammalia; Eulipotyphla; Talpidae.
GGGACCCGCCCGGCGCUCCCGCGCGCGCUCGACCGCCCGAGCGAUAUUAAAAUGUCUGAAGAUGCUGGUGACACCUUCGCCACUGGAGACAAAGCAGAAAUUACCCAAAUGCCCAAUACCGAUUCUUUGCCUGAAGAUGCAGGGGUCCACUGUGAUUCAGCUAUGGUUUCUGAGGAACCAAUUCCAGCUGACCCUGGAGGAGAUGUACGUGAAAAUGCAGUUGAGGCUGCAGAGACUACUGACACUGAGCAGCCCAUAGACACCAGUGCUGUGGAGCACCCCCACAAUGGAGAAGUGACAGAAGUGCUUGCUGAGUGCAUUGAUUCCGUCAGUCUAGAGGUAGAACUUGGAUCUGAAAUACCCCUGAAAGAACAGAAUGAGCUGGCUGAGGCUGUGGAUUCCCCUCCACGUGGUGGGGGCUGGGCAGGCUGGGGCUCGUGGGGCAAAUCACUGAUCUCAUCAGCAUCUGCCACAGUAGGUCACGGGCUGACAGCAGUCAAGGAAAAAGCAGGGGCCACCCUACGGAUUCAUGGUGUAAAUUCUGCCUCUCCUGAAGAGACCCAGCCUGACACAGAGAAUGGAGUCCCUCAAACAGCAGAUGCACCCACAGAUCAGAACUCUGCAGAAAACCCAUCCACUUCCCCUUCAUCAGGGUCUCGGGGUGUGCUGUCAGCCAUCAGCAACGCGGUUCAAAACACGGGUAAAAGCGUCUUAUCAGGUGGUCUAGAUGCUUUGGAAUUCAUUGGCAAGAAAACCAUGAAUGUCCUCGCAGAAAGUGAUCCAGGCUUUAGACGAACCAAGACUCUCAUGGAGAGAACUGUCUCCUUGUCUCAGAUGCUAAGGGAAGCCAAGGAGAAAGAGAAGCAGAGGCUGGCUCAGCAACUCACAGCCGAGAGAACUGUACACUAUGGGACCCUGUUCGAUGAGUAUCAAGGUUUGUCACACCUGGAGGCCCUGGAAAUUCUGUCCAAUGAAAGUGAAAACAAGGUUCAGUCAUUUUUAGCAUCACUUGAUGGAGAGAAGCUGGAAAUCUUAAAAAAUGACCUCAUUUCCAUUAAAGACAUCUUUGCAUCCAAAGAAUUAGAGAAUGAAGAGAAUAAAAAAGAACAAGGCUUAGAAGAAAAAGGAGAAGAAUUCGCCAGCAUGCUUACAGAACUUCUCUUCGAAUUACAUGUUGCGGCCACGCCUGACAAACUCAAUAAGGCCAUGAAAAAAGCUCAUGACUGGGUAGAAGAAGAUCAAACCACAAUGUCAGUAGAUGUGGCAGAAGAGUCAGAGGAAAAAACUAAGAUGGAAGAAAAAGAAGAGACACCCCAAAACCCCGAAGAAGACAAAAAGGAAGAACGAACUAAGACGGUUGAGGAUAUCUGCAUGCUAUCCAUCGAAAGUUUGGCAGAAGUCACAGCACGCUGUAUCGAACAGCUUCAUAAAGUAGCUGAAUUAAUUCUUCAUGGACAAGAAGAGGAAAAAUCAGCUCAGGACCAGGCAAAAGUUCUAAUUAAAUUAACUACUGCAAUGUGCAAUGAAGUGACCUCCUUAUCGAAGAAGUUUAUGAAUUCUUUAACCACUGUUGGGGCCAACAAGAAGGCUGAGGUCCUUAACCCCAUGAUCGAUAGGGUAUUGUUAGAGGGCUGCAAUAGCACCACAUAUGUGCAGGAUGCCUUGCAGCUGCUGCUGCCUAUUCUGCAGGUCUCACACAUCCAGACCAGCUGUUCAAAAGCACAGCCGUGACCUGGCCAGACUCCAUGGAACGGAAGUUGUCGCAGGCUCUGCUGCUUUGACAUGUACCAUUGAAGGAGAUGUUUCUACCCACCAGGUCACAGAUGCCCAUUGAUGACACUACCAGCAAUUUUGCACAGACAAGUACUGAGAAUCCAAGUGUAAAGAGAGUAUCAUUACUGUUAAUGUAUAUGGUUGUUUUUACAAAUAAUUGUGUUUUCUUUGUGUUAAUUUAAACAUAUAUAAUUUCAUAUUAAUUACCUAUAAACUGAAAUUCAUUCACAAAUAUCCACUUCCAUUUUCAUGGUCAAGGACACUCUAUUUAGGAAUUCAUGGGCAGGACCUAAACCUUUUUUUAAUCCUUUAAAUGUCCACCUGUACAUUUCCCAUUCUUAUAGUAAUACUGUAAGUCAAUUGUCAUAGUGAAUUUAGUUUUGUUACGUACAUGUCAUGGACUUAUAGAUUUUACACAUCAUGGUUAAAGAGGAAACUAAGUUAUUCUUUAGGCAUUCAUUUUCAAAAUAAACAUGCUUUGAGCCCCUAUUGAAUGUUCACAUUAGAGAAACAUUGUCUCACCCUAGUAAAGACACAUAUUCUGAAAAUGUUUAAAAUAAUUUUUAAUAUGCUUUUAAAAUAUUAAUAAAGUUUCUAACCUUAAAAAAUGUGAAUAAUAAGAUAAAUUUGGUGGGUUUUUUCAAUGUUCUACUCUUCAAUUUUUCAUUUUCAAAAGUUCACUCCUUGAACUUUUUUCAUCCCAAAUUUAUAUAUGGGGUGAAAAUAUAUAUGAAAAGUGGUACUAAAGAGUAUUUAGUUUAAAAUUCUAAUGACCAUAAGUACAUUACUAGCAUACUUAAAAAGCUUGGAAGUAUUCAAAUAGAAAAGUAAAGGGGUUUAACCAUUAGACACCCAGGACUGCAUUUUUUUAAGUGUGCGUCUUUAAAGUUGAGUCAAGCUGUUCCAUGAAUACACGGAUAACUCCCACUGGUCACAAAUACUAUCACUGCUUCUAAAGGACCAAAAAUGCCGAUGUGUAAAUUGAUCAGCUGGUUAUAUUGAUCCUUGGGUUGCGCAGAUAGAAGACCCUGGAAUGGGGAGCAGCAUUGCCCAUGGGUGCUGCUCCUGAGCUCUGCUCUUCCUUGCAGGUGAGGGGACCGUGUAAGGACUCUAUUUCAGAGCCCCAUGGACGUCCCUUGCUCUCUGGCACACGCCUUACCCAGUGGCACUCUCCAGGGCACAUGAAAUCUGUAGUUUUUCAAAGAUGAAAAUCCCUUGCACCUUUGCUUUUAUUCCUCUGCUAGAACCAACUGCCUUGAUUCCAUAUAUGCGAAGGGACAUUUUAAUACCAUCCUACUUCUUAUUAGCAUUUCAAAUUUGUCUGUAUCCUGAAUUUCAUUUGUGUAUCUCCUGAAACAGCCAAAUAGAAAACAUAAGAGCAAUUUAUUUACACCCUGGAAAGAAAAGUUCUCUGAGGAAUCAAUUAAAGAUGCUUUUUUUCUACUUGCUUUUUGAUUGCCUAAAGUGUUUCUGUGAUUAAGUCUAGAGAACAAGUAACUGAUGAAAAUGUUGCAUUUACCUGUUCAUAAAUUUUAUACUGUUAUAGAGAGAGCAGAGGAAAGAACUUAGAUUUAUAAUUUCUUUACAGCAGAUUUUUAGCAUUAGAUGGAUUUAUAGAUGUUAACCAAAAUGUAAAAGAGAAACAAAUAUUUUCAAGGAGCUAGAUUCCCAGACUUAAAUUUUAAGCCUAAUUGCACCCAUUUGGUAGACAGAAAAAUUUUUAAUCUUAAAAGAAAACAGAAAUCUGGUCCCCCAAAAAUAAUAAUAAAGGAUAUAAUUACUCUUCAAAAAGUGAUUGACAUUAUUUCUAUUGUAUUUACAUAUCUUUAAAUAGAAGGUUGCCAUUGAAAAUUUAGGCUGAGAGAUGAUUCCUGGGGCUUAGCUUUAUGGCCUAUGAAUUAUGUUAUUUAAGAGAGAAUAAAGACUGAAAAUAUAUCCACCCUUCAGAAUUGCUUUCUUUUAAUACUGCCUUUCACCACCACUUUUAAAUAAUUGCUUCCUUGCUUUGCUUUAAAACCAGGCAAAGCACAGAUCCAGAUCUGGGCAAAUGUCAAUCAGUUCCUGAAUGAAUGAUUUAGCAGGCUUACUUUGGAAGUUUUAUAUUCCUUCAAUUAUCCUUUACCAAAUUGGGUUCAUUUUACUCCAUGCAAUUACCCUGAACAAGUGUGCCAGGUUUUUUCUUACAUCACAUGCAAAAUAAGCCCUAGUCUAAAUAAUGAAUGUAGUUCUGUGCCUUAUUAAGUAAAAACAUCAAAAGCAUAUUUCAAAUUCAAAGCAAAAUGUGUCCAAGAAAAAUUGCUUUUAGUAUUGAUACAUACAGCUCUGAAGGGCAAAAUUGAGUCCCAAAGCUUACCAAAGAGACCAAGCUUAAAUAUUCCACCCCACUGAGAACAGAAGGCUCUUCUCUCUGGGCCUCACAUCAGGCUGCGCAUGAAGCUCAUGGUUAAAUGAACGGUGUGACUAGCCAAGGCCAAGGCGGGGUGAGCGCAGGUACACAGCAGCCUUAGGAGCCGUCCUCCAUGGCAGAGCCCGGGGGAUGAAGAAGCCCCAGCACUGGGCAGGCUAAAAAAGGGUGCUAAACAUAGACUAGAGACCUGAACCCAGAAAUGAACAGGUUGCCCAGGCUUUACAGAAGUCAACUGCUCCCAGGUGCCCCUACAGCUGGGACAAAAUCUUCUGUGCAAGUUGGCAUCCUGCCCUUGAGUUAGAAAUAAAAGCAGAAAGACUGCAGUCAUAGCCAUCCCAGAAUGGCAGUGGCAGUGAGAAUAUCUCAGGGAAGAAAUGUGAAAAUAAACAUUUCUCCUCUUUCCUAAAAAUAA